CUGUUCAUUUGUAGAAAAGGCGAAAACAAUAAUAUUUAUAAUGUUCUAGGAUAAUUCAAUGUUUUUAUUAAAAGUUUGAAUGAAAUUACUUAGUGUUGUGUGUUUAAAUUUAAUAAAAUGACGACGGCGAAGAAUAACGGGCCUAUUAUAGACCCGGCGCUAUGUAGAUGCUGUAGAGCUAUAAAAAAAUGCAGGAUUCUCACAGCCGAAUAUACUUGGACGGACAAAAAGGAAGUCUACGCGGAUAUGUUUAUGGACUGUUUCGGCAUAUUGCUGUCACACGUAGACGGCAGCGAGAAAGAGUGCGGCGUAUGCGCCACAUGUGUAGUGAGAUUACGAGACGCAUGCGCCUUCCGAGAGCAGGUUCUUCAAUGCGAACAACUGUUUUUGGAAGCUAAGCUCCAAGUUAAGGAGAAUGAAGAAGAGCCUAAAAAGGAUCUAGACAUUGAGUUGAAGACAGAACCGAAAGAUGACAUUGAAAUUGAUAAUCAUUCCUUACCUGAUACAGAGCCAAUACAUGACGAUGGCAUGUCCGUCGGGGAUUAUUCUGCUGAUGAAGAUUACAAACCACCGAAAAAAGAAGGCACUCCACCUCCUCUAGGUAAAACAACCAAUAAGGUGACCUCGAAGACGAUAGAAGAUAACGACUAUUCAGACUCAUCGUCUAACUCUGACAAGCCAUUGAAGAGAAAAAAGAAAAUUGUCAAGAAGGGAAAGAAGGCUAAUGGGACACAGAAGAGGGAAAAGAAAAUGAAGCAGAAACCUGGUACAUCAAAGAAAGCAGCUCCCAGAAUGGUAAAAAAACCUCCAGUUGAAAAGAAACAUAAUUACGAUAGGGACUUAGAUUGCAUGGCAGAAGAGAAUCUUCUGACCAUUAUCCAGUACUCCUAUGUUUGCCCCUUCAAAAAUAGGCGAAAUAAUUACUAUUGCUUUUAUUGUAAAGACUAUUAUCCCAAACCCGAGGACUUGAGAGAGCACACUUUAACACACGACACAAAACCGUUUCAGUUAUUGAUGGGUUAUAAAAAAAUGCCAAAAUUGGACGUAACAAGGAUAGACUGUAAACUGUGCCCAAUGAAAAUUGAUGAUUUAGCCGUUUUCAAACAACACGUAGACCAAAUUCAUGGUAAGAAAAUUUACUUCGAAGCUCCGGACAAAAUGUUGCUUUACAAGUUGACAUGGAACGAUUUAGUAUGCGUUAUAUGUAGUGAUGUUUUCGAGGAUUUCAAUACGUUGCAUACGCAUAUGGUCGAUACGCAUUUCAGCAAUUUCACAUGCGACGUCUGCGGUGUUUGUUUCUUAGAAAAACCACGUUUAGACGCCCACUUGAAACGACACAAAGACGACGAAAGGCAUACGUGUGAGAUUUGCGGGAAAGUUUUUAAAUCUAACCACUACAAAGACAUGCAUGUGGAUAUAGUGCAUAAGAAAAAAGCUAUAAUACGUUGUCCUCGAUGCGAUGAGUGUUUCAUGUCUUACGCGGCGAAAAAUAAACAUCUUACAGAAGCUCACGGUCAGAAAAGAACUUAUCCUUGUAACCUAUGCGAUAAGGUUUACAAUAGACAGAAAACUUUAACAGAACACCAGAGGAGGAACCAUCAGAAGGUCUUGAAACAUCAGUGCGAAUACUGUGAUCAAAGAUUCUAUCUACCUUCAAGGUUAAAAGAACAUAUGGCGACGCACACUGGCGAAAGAAAUUUCCGGUGUGAAUAUUGUGAAAAAAGUUAUCCCAGGUUGAAAUCUUUGCAAUACCACAUUAGAACUCAUACGAAUGAUAGGAGAUAUAGAUGCCAUCUUUGCGGGCAGGCGUUUAUACAGAACGCCAGUUUAAAAUCCCAUAUAAAGAGCCAUCAUCCUGAAUGUGAUAUUGAGGGGUGUUAUUUUUAAAUAAUUUAGAUUUUUAGCGAGUGUUUAACUUUUGUAUGGGACAGGGCUUUCAUUUCGGAACUAUCGAAAUUUUUGAGACUCAAUUAAAAGUAUUAAAAAUCUAAAUAAAAACAAAUAUUUACUCGCUGCAGACUCGGCCAUCAAUUAUCGGAACGGGAUAGCGAUAUUGCGGUUUCUCUCACCUGAUUAGUGACGUACGCACGUGACGCGUGCGCAUGCCCGUUAUCGAUAAAAACUUCUAAAAAUCUUACUAUAAGCCAACUGUCAUUAUACUGGUUACAUGAACAUGGCAACACUGUGGAGUGUCGCUUAGUGUAAUCUAUAGACGUUGAAGAAGGGUAAUGAUAAAAUUAGGUCGUCUCUAUCUGAUACUAUGAAAGCCCUUUGUUUUUUAUGUAUAUACUCAUUAUAAAAAUGAAAAAAUAACUUUCGUAAAUAAUUUCUAAAUUCAGUUAAUAAAAAACUUCAUUAAAAGUCAUGUCUUGAUUUACUUAUUUUUGAAAUUGUCUCAAAAGUCACGUUUUUUUCGGGAUUUUCAAGACCGCACCUAGACUCGAUACUUUUUUACGGGACUCGGAAAUGCAGCGAGAAUGAAAGCCCUGUGAGACACCGCUAAAUAUAUACAAUCUGUGAAUAUUCUAUCUUAACACAUUUACAUAGUCUUCAAAUUUGCAAUUUAAAACAGUGACUAUUUGUUUAGCUACCAAAAUGACCUUUCUUGCAACUAGUGAUCAUACUCAUGAAUAUUCAUGACAACGAAAACCUCCAUUAGU
This is a messenger RNA of Hyposmocoma kahamanoa, 2660 nucleotides long. Its product is annotated as zinc finger protein 25-like. NCBI's taxonomy places the organism in Eukaryota, Metazoa, Arthropoda, Insecta, Lepidoptera, Cosmopterigidae. Gene Ontology annotation, molecular function: RNA polymerase II transcription regulatory region sequence-specific DNA binding; zinc ion binding; DNA-binding transcription factor activity, RNA polymerase II-specific. Gene Ontology annotation, biological process: regulation of transcription by RNA polymerase II. Bases 118 to 1887 code for a protein of 589 amino acids. Gene Ontology annotation, cellular component: nucleus. The transcript has 5 exons. The record is from RefSeq and is a predicted model, not a curated record.